This is a messenger RNA of Strongyloides ratti, 7068 nucleotides long. RefSeq names its product Protein sidekick-2. The record is from RefSeq and is a predicted model, not a curated record. Bases 1 to 7068 code for a protein of 2355 amino acids. Gene Ontology annotation, molecular function: protein binding. NCBI's taxonomy places the organism in Eukaryota, Metazoa, Nematoda, Chromadorea, Rhabditida, Strongyloididae. The transcript has 3 exons.
AUGACCUAUCAAUGGAGUAUAUGUAGAUAUAAUAUACCAAAUUUUAUUUGGAUAUCUUUAUUAUAUUUUUUUAUUGUUUUCAUAAAAACAAGCUUAUGUAAUAUAGUUUCACUUAACUCUAAUGAUAUUUAUAAUAAAAAAGAACCAAGAUAUUUUACACCAUUUCUUGGAACUUCUUUAUCUAUAAAUUGUCCAUUAGAAUUAUUUAAUAAUGAGAUAGGGCAUAUUAAAUGGCUUAAAGAUGACAAAACAAUUCAAAAUAAUGGACCAAUUGACAUUAUUGAUAAUAAAUUGACAAUAACAUUUCUUGAACCUGAACAUACUGGAACUUACCGUUGUUACAAAGAAACAUCAGAUGGUGUUAUAUUAUCACAUAUAAUUUAUGUAUAUGUUAAAUAUUUCCGGAAACUUUCUUCAAUGCCAACUACAUUUUAUCACAAAACAAUACAUAAAACAAAAUAUGUCAUUUUAAAGACACCUCCUGUUGAGGGAAGUAAUGAGGCUGAAAUAAAAUGGACAUGGCAUCAUAAUGGUCAUAUUAUAACAUCAAAUGAGACACAUUUUAUCUCUAGUAUUAAUGGUGAUCUUAUAAUAUUACCGAGUGAGGGAAUGUAUGGUAAUUAUAUUGUUGAGGCUGACUAUGGUUCUGUAAAAGAAGUUUCUAGUACAUAUAAAAUUGAAGAAGAUAAAUCAAAAAUUCCUCUUAAUACUAAAUUUACUCUUAUUACAAGACCAAAUGACGUUAUUAUAUCACAAAGAAAUACAUCUCUUAUUUUUGAAUGUAUGCCAAGUAGUUGGGAUAACAUAAAAAUAGAUUGGUUUUUAGAUGGUAAAUUAAUUACAAGAAAUGAAUGGAAGACCAUUAAAAUUAGUGAAUUUAAUAGAAGACUUACAAUACAUGAACCUUUUGUUACAUUAACAAAAAGGAACUCGGCAGAGUUAAGAUCUAUUAAAUGUAGAGCUUCAUCACUUUUAAAUGACAAGAUCCUUGACUUUGGUGAGGGAAAAAUUUCAUUAUAUGAGGAACCAAUUAUUGAUACAACAAUUUUACCAAAAAAAAUUAUAACUGGUAAUAAAACAUCAAUUAAAAUACAAUGUAAAAUAUUAAAAGGAUGGCCAAGACCAAAAUAUUUUUGGAGAUUUAAUGGUAGAGAAGUUAUAACAACAAAUAGUGGUUAUUUAAAAAUAGAUCCAAUUAAUGAUAGAAAUAUUGGUAUUUAUCAAUGUGAUGCUAUUAAUAUAAUUGGUAGUGAUACAGCAACAGUCAUUGUUAAAAAAGUUGAUGAUGAAGUAGUAUUAGAUGAUGAACAUCAUAUUUUACCACAACGUUUUCACGAUGAUAUAAAAGAAUCUAAUAUAUAUAUUAUAAAAAAACCUGUUAGUAAAGCUAUUUCAGCUGGUAAUGAUAUAACAUUAACAUGUGAACUUAAUACCAAUGGUGAUACUGUAUGGAAAUUUGGUGAUUCAUUUAUUAAAAUGAGUGGAAAUAAAUAUACAAUUACAAAAAAGUCAUUAACAAUUCAUUCAGUUCAAUUAAAAGAUUCAGGGGAUUAUACAUGUUUAGCUAAAAAUUUAAAUGGAAGUAUAGUUGAUGAAGCAUCUGCUGUUGUUUCGGUUAUUUCAUCAAAUAUAAUUGAAUAUGGUCCUUCUAAUCAAAGUAUGUUAAUUGGUAGUAAUAUUGAAAUGCCAUGUAAAUUAUCUCAAGAGUAUGCAACUGCUAAUGAUGUAUUAGUUACAUGGUAUUGGAAUAAUAAAAUUAUUCCUGUCCAAGGUGAUAUUCUUCAUCGAAUGUCUAUUAAAAAUGAUAACUCAUUAACAAUUAACCAAGUUGGACCUGAUAAUAUAGGUGAAUAUAAGUGUAAAGUUGUGACAGAUGAUGGAAAAGAGGAAAUUGUUUCUGCAUGGUUAAAGAUUAUAGAAAAACCCUCUAUGCCACAUGGAGUGAAUGUUGAGUUAAUUAAUACAACUUUACCAACUAAAGUAAAAGUUAUAUGGCAAUCUGGAUUUGAUGGUAAUUCACCAUUAAUAAAACAUUCUAUUGAAAUGAGGACAAUGGGCUCUGCAGGGAUAUGGUCUAAUUGGGAGACUAUUGUUGAAAAUGUUCCCACAGAAAUGUGUUGUUCUGCUUUAAUUGAUAAUUUAAAACCUUCAUCUACAGCAGAAUUUCGUGUUAUUGCUUUUAAUAGACAUGGUCCUGGUAAACCAUCAAUACCAUCAAAACAACUUUUUAUUCCUCAACAACCACCAGCUGCAGCACCUAGAAAUGUUGCUGCUAGUGCUAGAUCAUCAACAAGUGUUAUGGUAUAUUGGCAACCACCACCAUCAGAACAAUGGAAUGGUGAUAUUCUUGGAUAUUAUGUAAGAUAUCGUUUAGCAGGAUAUGCAACUGCAGAUUGGAAUGUUAAAAAUGUUUCAAAUAAUCAAGAAAGAUAUGUAUUAUUAGAACCAUUAAUAACAUGGAGAGAUUAUGAAAUUCAAGUUGCAGCAUAUAAUGAUCGUGGUUUAGGUGUAUAUAGUACACCACCAUUUGUUGUUACAACAUUAGAAGGUGUACCAUUACAAUCACCUAGAAAUAUUGAAGUUGAUAUUAUUAAUUCAACAGCUGUUAAUGUUUCAUUUGAAGCACCAGAACAACAAAUGGUUCCUGGGCAAAUUUUAGGUUAUAAAAUAGAAAUGUGGAAAGAUUCAUAUAAUAACGGUGAAGUAGAACCAACAAGAACAAUACCAUUAAUGCCAAGUUAUGGAAGAAUUAAUUCACUUAUAACGGGUCUUGAUAAAUUUGGACAUUAUAAUUUAACAGUUCUUGCAUUUACAAGUGCUGGUGAUGGACCAAGAUCAGAGGCAAUUGAUGUUAUAACAGAUCAAGAUCUUCCUGGACCAGUAAAAGGAUUAAAAUUUGAUCAAGUAUUAUUUAGUUCAGUAACAGUUAUUUGGGAACCACCAACAGAAAAAAAUGGUAUAAUAACACAUUAUAUUGUUAGAUGUUGGAAACAAGGUCAUCCAGAAACAAUACAAACAUUUAAUUUAGGAUCAAAUCAAAAUUCAGUAACAAUAGAAGGCUUAUCAGCUCAAACUAAAUUUAUUGUUGAUAUUGUUGCAUAUACUGAAAUUGGUGGUGGUGAAAUUGUUGAAGCUAAAUUUGAAUCUGGUGUACCACCAGAACUUCCUGGUAAACCAACAAGUUUAAGAGUUUCAUCAAUAACAGCAAGAACAUGUAUUCUUGAUUUUAUUCCUGGUUUUGAUGGUCAUACAAUUAUUCAGUAUUGGCAUGUUGAAGCGCAAAUUGGUUUCUCAAAUACAUUUAUACCAAUAUUUAAUAUAUCAGCACCUAAAGCUAAAAGUUUUAAAAUAACUAAUUUAAGACCUAAUACAAGAUAUAUUAUAAGACUUAUUGCUGAAAAUAUUAAAGGAUUUGGUAUACCAUCUUUACCAAGUGAUGUAUUUUUUACAGAAAAAACAAUACCAGAACAUCCACCAGAAAAAGUUGAAGCUGAACCAAUAAUGAUGAAUAGUAUACAAAUUUUCUGGAAUCUUUUACCUCAUUCAUCAUGGAAUGGUGAUUUAAUUGGAUAUAUUAUACAAUAUCGUUCAUUAGAAUUAGCAAAAAAUAAAAAUAAAGAAAGUAAAAUAACUGAUAAUGGUUUUAUUGAAGAAGAAGAUUAUGAAGAUGGUGCUGAUUUUGAAGAAGAAAUACCUAAAUAUUAUCCUAGUAAAUGGAAAGAAAUAAAAACACAAAAUACAAAAAUUUCUGAUUUUAUAAUAAAUAAUUUAAAACCAUUUACAUUAUAUGAAAUACAGGUAUAUGCUGAAAAUACAAUUGGUCGUAGUAAUCCAUCACCAAAAAUUGUUGUUAAAACAUAUGAAAAUAUACCAUCAAAUGGACCAAAAAAUGUUAAAGUUAAUCUUUUAAGUGGAAGAACAAUUAAUAUUACAUGGGAUGAGAUUGAUGAAGUUGAUUGUAAUGGUAUUUUACUUGGAUAUACAAUAAAACUUUAUCCUGAAGAUAGUAAAUUUCAAAAAAAAUAUAACAAAACAAUUGAUAUUAAAGGAUCAGAAAUAAGGUCAUAUAAAAUAACAAGUUUAAAACCAUUUACAAAAUAUUUUGUUGAAAUAUCAGGUUAUACAAUUGUAGGUAAUGGAAUAUCAACAAAAACAUUACCAAUAAAAACACCAUCAGAGGCACCAGAAGAACCAUUAGAUGUUGCAUUUAGUUAUGUUUCUGAUACAGAAGUUAGAUUAAAAUGGAUGCCACCAGAAAAUGGUAAUGGUAUUAUAUCUGGAUAUUCUAUACGUUAUUGGAAACAUGGUACAGAGGAAGAAGAUGCUAUUAAUACACAAAUACCUAAUAGUAUUUAUUGGUUUACAGCAACAGCAUUAAUACCAAAUACAACAUAUUAUUUUGGUGUUCAAGCACAAAAUGAAAAUAGUGGUUGGGGACAAGAAUCAAUUGUUAAAGUUUUAACUACAAAUUCAAGAUUUCCACAACCAAUACCUAGUAUGUUAGAAGAGAAUAAAGAAAUUAUGACUUCACCAACAGAAAUACAUUUUAAGUGGACUUAUCCUAGUUUAGAUAAUAAAUCAAUUUCAUUUGAAGAAUCACCUGUACGGUUUGUAAAAAUUGAAUAUAAAAGUAUUAGUGAUAAUGAAUAUAUAACAUUACCAUCAAAUAUUGCUGUAACAAAAAGAUCAGCAACUAUUAGUAAUCUUAUACCAAAUAUGAAAUAUAAAGCAAGAAUGAAAUUUAUUGGUGAUUUUGAAGAAAGUCCAUGGUCACCAGAAACUGAUUGGAUAACAACACCACAAACUGAUCCAUCAGGAUAUCCAGAAAAUUUUAUAGUUAAACCUUAUCAAAGUACUUCUGUUAAUCUUCAAUGGGAUUCAUUACCAUCAGAUAAUUGGAAUUCUGAUGUUAUUGGUUAUAGAAUAGAAUAUAAAGAAUACCCAUCAAAUGGAUCUUUUAAAAUUGAAGAAUUACCAUUAACUAAUAAAAUUCCUUCUAAUGGUAUAAUGAAUCAUAUUUUAGAACAUUUAACAGCAUUUAAACAUUAUAUAAUAAGAAUUCAAGCAUUUAAUAAAAUAGGAAAUUCACAAUUUACUAUACCAAAAUUUAUUUUUGUUGGAUAUUCAACACCAAAACAAAAAAUAUCUGAAUUGAAAGGUAAAUCAAUUACAUCAACAUCAAUAACAUUAAAUUGGAAAGAAUGGAAUAAAUCUGAAGAUGAUUAUAUAUCUGGUUACAAAAUAAAAUAUGUUCCACUUGUUGAUAUGAAAGAAAAAAGAAUUGUUGAGGAAGAAAUAUUAAUAACAGAAGAUAAUCAUAUUAUAUUAAAUGAUUUAAAAAAAUAUACAGAAUACCAAAUAUCAGUAUGUGGUUAUAAUCGUGCUGGUGAAGGUGAAUCAUCUAUUAUAAGACUUAAAACAUUAGAAGGAAUACCUGGUGUUAUAUCAAAUUUAAAAUUUUAUAGUAUUAUGACUGAUUCAAUUAAUGUAACAUGGGAUGAACCAUUAGAACCAAAUGGUUUAAUAUUAGGAUAUUUAAUAUCAUAUCAUCCUAGUGAAAAUAAUGGCUACAAUCAAGAUAAAAUAUUUAGAAUUAAAGAUAAUCAUGCAUUAUUAACAAAUCUUACAGAAAAUUUUCAUUAUACAAUAUCUGUUAAAGCUGAAUCAAAUCAAGGUUUUGGACCACCAACAACAUCUGAAGUUCGUGUUGGUUAUGGUAAUUUAGGUACACCAAAUCCACCAAAUAAACCAAAAGGUGUAAUAAAAAGUAAUGGUAUUUUAUUAUCAUGGAAUAAUAAAAAUAAUGAUAGUAUUAAAGGAUUUCUUAUUCAAGGUAAAAGAUUAUCAAAUUUUAAUAAUGAUACUAAAGAAUCAAAUGAAUUAGAUAUAACAUCAUCACUUGUUAAAGUUAAAAGAUCUAUAAAUAAUACAAUUAGUCAUUUAUUAGGUGAAUGGAUUAAUUUAUACAAUAUUAAUUCAAAUGAUAAUGAAUAUGAAAUUAGUUAUGAUAUUCUUCAACCAUCAAGUAUAUAUGUAUUUAGAGUAUUAUUAAAAAAUGAUAUUGGUAUUGGUAAUCCAAGUGAAGAAACUGAACAUAUUCUUAUUCCAGCAUAUAAAAAAAGACUUUAUUUUUAUAAAGAAUGGUGGUUUAUUCCAUCAACUGCAGCUAUAUUAGCAUUAUUCUUAAUAAUAAUUAUAAUAAUAUUAUGUCGUAUGAUAGUUGUUGGAAGAAAAAAAAAGUAUGAACAAAAAAAAAGUGAACCAAUGACAGGACAUACAUUAAAUUUUGUUGAAAAUACUCGAGUUAAUUAUGAAUUGGCAAAUGUUAAUGAAAGAAGAAAUGAUAUAUUACCAACACGUCCAAAUACUCAUAAUUCAUGGUUAUCUAAUGAUUUACCUGAUAAUCCAAUGUAUGGAUCAAUUCAUAGUGGUGAUAAUCAAUCACGUCGUUCUGGUAUGUCACCUUCAGUUGGUUUACAUGCUCUUUAUGGAUCAUUAACAACUGACAAAAUUACAAUGAAUGGAGAACAAUCAACAAUGGUUUUAUCAUCUUUUAAACCACCUAGUCCAAGUACUUCAUUUCUACCUAAUUUAGCACCAUCAGUAACUGAAAUAUAUGCUAGAACAAGAAAUGAAGAUAUUCCUGUACGUUCAAUGUAUGAAGAAUCUAUUAGUAUGGAUCAAGGUGAUCAUGAUUCAUUAGGAUAUAGUACUCCAACACCAUUACCAACAGGUGAAUUACCACAUGAACAAAACUAUUAUGAACAAUGUAUAAGACGUAUCCCACCAUCAACAGUAACAUAUGCCAGUUCAGAGACAUAUUCAUUGGCAUCAUCAAAACCACCAAAUACUAAUCAUUAUUAUACAACAUCAUAUCAACAAAAAGAUUAUCUACCAACACAACAACAUUCAUUAAAUGGAAAAGAAUCACCGUCAACAGAACAUAUAUCGUCGCCAUCAACAAUUCAAGAUCCUGGUAUAUCAUUACGAUCAUCAAUACAAUCUUCACCAUCUACAAAGUAUAAAACAGCAAAUUUACCUAAAAACGGGUUGUCAUCUUUUGUCUAA